CAAUUAGAUCCCUCUCCCUUCCUCGCUUUCCUUCGUUUGUAUCGAUUUCAGCUGAAAACAUGGCGGUGCAAUAUGCUCCUAUGAAACUUCGAGUACCGCCUGGCUUUCAAAACUUACUGGAGGGUUUAGCGAGGGAGGUCUUGCGAGAACAGCCCGAGGACAUCAUUGUUUUCGCCGCGCAGUAUUUCAAAAACCAGCUUCAAAUCCGAGAUGGUAAGCUCACGCUUUUGCCUUGAUCAGCUUUACUGCUUAAGUUGUUAAGUAAAUAUUCUUGUAAACAGAGAGGAAGAUUUUUCGGUGUUUGGAGGCUAUAACUAGAUGUUUCCAUUUGCCGUUCGAAUACAUCGGUUUCUCGGAUGAGUUCUAAUUAAUCCUACUGAUUACAAUUUGUUAGUGUCGUAUGCUUGAUCGCAAAAUAAAAUUGCUAUUUUUUUCGAUCGAUCUUGUUUUCCUCUUUUAGUCGUAGGAAAUUAUCGUCAUAAAAAGUAUUUUAUCUAAAUAACGAAUAGUAUUUAAAAAGUGUUGAGAUGUGAUUGUAAGCUUAUAUUUAUGAAACCAUUUUUUUGAGUUUACCUUAUUAAAUUGUCAACAUUAAACAGGACGGAAACGAAGGCGAACUGUUUGCAUAGACAGUACGAAGAAAAUUUAAUUAACAUGUUUCACCUAAGAAUGUAACGAUAUCCACAAAAUUUAAGCCUUCUUUAUGCUUUGGGGGGAAUUUUCUCUCACCGACAAAACAAUUAAGCUUUGUACUUUAUUUGUACUUUCACAUGCAACUUGCAGCGUACCCUGCGAGCAGAGGCUACAUUUUCGCGGUAUGAGCUGGCGUGCGAAAAGUAGCCUCUGCCGACAACCGUUCAAUUUUCUAUCGUGCAUGCGCAAAAUUCGUCACGCGAUUCGCAAGCAACUGGUUCGUCAAAUCUGCGUGAGUUUCGCGGGAAAACUACCUGCGAACUACUGUCCUCGAGCUUCUGUUUUUCUGCUUCGCCCCUUCUGGUUUUAACUAUUUUAGCCGCAAAAAUUCCACGGAUCGUCUUUUUUAGGAAAGUAUUUUUAUGCUAUCAACUGUAGUAAGUUCUGUCUGUUUUGCGAGAAGCACAUUUUUCCGGCUUUAAUAUUACCUAUUUAUAGUUGUGCUCAAAGUGAAAAAUGAAAUUCGCCGACAACGCUAGGCAGAAGUGAUGUUUGAAAUAAAUUGGAUGCUGUAGUCUCACGAUUGUGUUUUAAACUAAUGUUAUGAAUGAACAUAGACAAAACAGUAGUCAAAAAAAUUAUUUAUCGAAAAAUUUUAUUCGACAACCCAUAAUUUUAUCCUUAAAAGCAAUUCGCGUAAUACUAACUGGAUUGUGGAUCAUUUCACGCAAGUAAAAGCUGCCGAAGACAUCAAAUGUCAACGCCAAAAUGCGUCUCAAGUCGUAUAAAACAUCUAUGAAACAACUAUAAAUACUUAAAUUUCCAUUUAAAAACGGAACUUCCUUGACCAUUGAUGUGCAAGUUGUACCUGAAAAUUCUUUAAAAACUUUGCCGCCUUGGUUUCUUUUCAGAACAGGAGAAGCUUUCCACCGUGAAGAAACCAACCAGGUUGAAGUCCUUGAGGGCGAAUCGGUGUUCAGCCAAAAGCUUUUUUUCUACUUUUUCCACCAAAAAGAAACUGAUCGAUGAUUCUUUUGAACAUUCCGGUUCCCAUUUGUGUCUUAAAACAGUGCAUUUAGCCUUGCAUUGAGAGGCGACACAACAAAAAUCACCGCAGUAUCCAUUUUCUUUUCCUGGCAAACAAGAACUACCAUAAUGAUAAAUUAACGAUCUUUACACGGUCCCGUAAGAAGCACCGGCAGCAGCUUGUUUUGGUAUUCCGACAGCUUUAAAAUACAGAGCUUAUUCAAGUUGUUGACGACGCUCUUUUAGACACAUAAACAGGGAUGUUUGAAGUUGUUUUGAACUUUUUCUGUUGCUGCGUUCGAGCUACGUUCAUCCGCGUUCGUAUGCGAGGAUUUGGCACGAAGGAAUGCAUGAAGGCGCAGUAAUGGUCAGCGUUCAUUCGCUGACGCAAGACUCACGCAAUGCUCUAAACCGGUCAAGAACAAGAAAAACCCGUUUUUUUUAAUUUAUUCGUCCAGAUUUCUGGACGGAUUUGAACGGUUGUCGGCAGAGGCUACUUUUCGCACGCCAGCUCAUACUGCGAAAAUGUAGCCUCUGCUCGCAGGGUACUUGCAGCGUGUACGUCGUGUAAUUUUUACUGUAUAAAAUAAUUGCAUAAACUGUCCCGAACCUAGACGUUGGUCAUAUAAACAAUAGGAAUUCUAGAAUCAAUAGAAACCCUACACUAUGCCAAUAAGUAAUAUUAGUACUUUCCUGCAUUGUAGAGACUGGAAAAGAUGAUGCAAAAAAAGGCGAUCAAAUGGAAAGAUUGAUGAAAGGAGAGGAGGUUGAUAUAGAUUUGAAAGAUCCUGAGGUACAGGCAGCAGCAACUAAGAUUCAAGCAAGUUUCCGGGGUCACAAAGCUCGCGAGGAUGUGAAGAAGAAAAAAGAUGAAGAGGCUGCAGCCAUUAAAAUCCAGGCCAGCUUCCGUGGUCACCAAGCAAGAGAGAGAGUUAAAGACAUAAAACUUACGCAGAGCCAGGAGAUGAUGUCAGAGAGUGCAACUGGUGUUGAGGCUGAUGUUGUGGGGGAUGAUUCCACUACUCUGCCUGAAGAAGCCAAUAAACUAGAAGAAGACAUUUCGAGGGGACCAGAAGAGCAGGAGGCUUCCGUCCAUGAAAAACUUGAUGAGACUGAAGGAGCGGGUACAGAGGCUGUCCCUGUGGAGCCUGAAGUGAUGGAGCCUGCUGCGGAAGGAGAGUCUGAAGUUCCAGACAGACAGGAAGCAGAGGGAGAAACAAAAGACGUGACUAAUGAGGGUGGAGCAGGGGAUGUUCAAGUGCAAGAGGCAGCAGAACCUGGAGAAGAGAAGGUGGAAGAUAGCGUAGAAACUGCAGAGGAGAAGGCAGAAGAUGCAGGCGAAACAGGAGAUGGGGCUGCUGAUGUCCAGCAGCCUGGUGAGGCUCAAGGGGGGGAGGUAGAAGGUGAGGCAGAGGAAGUAGAUCUUGAUUUGAAUGAUCCAGAGCUGCACAGCGCUGCAGUUAAGAUCCAAGCUAGUUUUAGGGGCCACAAGGUAAGGGAAGGGGUGAAAACCACAAAAAGUUCCGAGUCUUUACCUCAAGAACCCCAGGGUGAAGGUGGAGAAACAUCAGAGGAGAAACCUGAUGAGGAGAAAAAAGAGGAAACGGAGGGGGAUAAAGAUGGCGAACCAUCUGUGCCUGAGGGUGCUGAAGAAUCCAAGCCAUCAGAAGAUUAACUUAUUUAUAUUUUGCUUGUUAUGAGAGCCCAGGGGUAGCCCAGAUUUUAGCGACGGGGAUGAUCAAAUGGGGGUAAAAAUCAAAACUCAAAAAAACCCCUGGACCAAAAAUUAGCCGCCAAAAAAUCCCAUGCCAUAUUUCCAAGCCUUAAAAAUUUCCAGAAAGCAAAACAAAUUUGGUUGUACUUUAUUGGUAGAACUAUGCGGCCAGGAUACGUGUGCACGACCAUGAAUCUUCAGAUUGUUUUGAAUACCCCAAAAAAUCCCUACUUAAAUCAAGCCACCCAAAAAAAUACUUGCCAAAUUGUUCUAGACCAAAAAAUUUGGGACUUGAAAAUUUCAAAGCCAAAAGAUCCUUGGAUCAUCCCCGUCACUUGAAUUCUGGAGUUCACCCUGGGUGUGAGAGUCCCCAAUAGGGUUCCUCAAUUUUGCAAAAGCCCUCAAUCCUGUUGUCACUCUGAUGAUUAUUUUCAGCGUCCAGCAUCCUGAGCAUACUUUCAAUCCAGUUUCUUGCUCUCAUUUUGCUUUAAAAUCUUGAAUCCUGGCCUUCAAUCCCUCGUCCCAAAAAAAUCUGUUGGGGAACCCUCAGUUGUAUCAUAUUGUUAUCUAUAUAUUUAAAGUUGAGUGUCGUUUACAACUUUAAGUUAACGGUUUUCCCAUUUGAGAGAAGAUAUAAAUUAAAGAAAACCUAGGGCUCAAUAAUUUAUUGUGCUCCUAACAGAAUCUUAUAAUAUGAUAAUUUAUAACUUGGAGUAAUGUAAUAAUGGUAACUUUGUGGUUCUUUAAGAAGUUUUCUUUGAAAGGGGCUUAUCAAAAAUUUAGAGCACACUCACAGAUAUAGUUUAUACACUUUAUGGUUAAUAAGAAGUUUGUUUAUACAAUAUCUUGUAUAGCUUAGUAUCAGAUUUUGGUGGUUAGGUUUUGUGUGUGUAUAUGUUACCGAUUUUCGACAAGAUAUUUAUGCUUAAAUUUUGCCAACCUGACGUAAAGUUAGCUUAAAAAGUGAUUAGACUUAAUUUCAUUUGUUUUCAAUUUAUGGUAGCAUAAUGUAGGUGGUUAUGCAGCCCCCAUUGUUUCAUGCUAAAAACAUGUCUCACACAAAACAACAAUACCAUGCACUCAGUAGUAACUACAUAUAGAUGUGUCUUUCUGAUAAGCAGGAAUUUAUGACACGUUUGUAAAUAUUAUUGGAGCCAUUUACAAGUAAUGAUUUUAUCAUCGAGGUGUUUAAUAUCACGUUGUAGAUAUUACAUAUAUAAUUUGAGAUGCCACACUCUGUUGCAGAAUUUUUAGCCUUACAGAGGGUGAUUAUUAAAUCAUUUCUGAAACAGUUGUAACUCAUCUGACAGUUUCCUGAAUAGUUUCUUUUAAUAUAAAUGUUCAAAGUUAUAAAUGUAGCAAAUGAUUAACAAAUUAGUUUUCUUCGUUAUUAUUGUGGGUGUCUAGUAAUCAGCUUGCUCUUUCACACCUGGAGGUCAUUAAUGGGCAGGAAAAAACCACCUGCUAGGAGCUGAGUUUUUAUUAUUUUUUUUAAACAGCACAUUUUCUUUGUAAUUUUAGAGCUUGUUAUUUGAAUUUGUUAAUAUUUGCUGCCAAUAGGUAUAUCUUUGGCAUUGGUUUCCCAACUCACAUUUAAAGAUUGGCUGACAGAGAUGAUUAAAGUGUAUAUGAGAAGAAUCGUUUCUAUAAAUAAUUUCAUGAAAGUAGAACAAAGCAGUUUGAGUGUGUAACAGCACAGGUUACCCAGGCUCUGUGAUAGUACCACAGAACAAUUCUAGGAAGUUACAGUGAUUGUUGAGUAUUUCCUACAAACACUGUAAUUUUUUAGGGUACAGAACUAGCAGUACGAGUGUGUAGCAGCACAGGCUACCCAGGCUUUGUGAUAGUACCACAGAACAAUUCCAGUAAGUUUCAUCGAUUAUUAAGUAUUUCAUACAAACACUGUAAUUUGAUAGGAUUCAGUACUGUGGUACUAUCAAAGACCCUAGGUUACCAGAAGCAGGGAAUUAAAGCAAUGUGGCAAAUAACGAAUAUAAAUAUGGUCAUAUAUUAAUUUUGUUUGGUGUCCUCUUUUUUGUCAAUAUACUGCUUAGAGGUGAAAUAAAAUUUUAAAAUUAAAAUUAUACACUACCUUUAGAUUUUGGUUUGCUAUAUAUAAGGGAAAACAGGUUUUAUUUCAUUACUUAAUUAUAUUUGCAGCCAGCUGUUUUACUGGAGAAUUAUACUUGCCUUUGAGAAGUUGAAUGAUUGGCGGUCAUACCUGACAUUAAAG
Messenger RNA from Porites lobata, 5606 nucleotides. The record is from the annotation of a GenBank genome assembly. NCBI's taxonomy places the organism in Eukaryota, Metazoa, Cnidaria, Anthozoa, Scleractinia, Poritidae.